This is a messenger RNA of Bursaphelenchus okinawaensis, 1645 nucleotides long. The record is from the annotation of a GenBank genome assembly. Lineage: Eukaryota; Metazoa; Nematoda; Chromadorea; Rhabditida; Aphelenchoididae.
AUGGCCAAAAAUUCCUAUGCUUGGGAAAACAGUUCUUACAGUAGUGAUUCUACAGUAUCUACAGAGUUGUACGAUGUUUGUGUUCGUAUCAGCAAGGUAUCACAUUACUGCGCCUUUACUUCUGGAAUGAUAUUAUCGCUUACUUUGGCUUGUCUUAUUAUGCAAAGGACUGAUACAAUAUUCAAGACUUACAAAACUAUGUUGAUAUUCAACUGCUUUACGGAUCGACAGUUCUUGGUUGUCGGGUUCUUGUGCCAAUUUGUAAGUUUUUAUUGUAAUGAUCAUUUUUGUAAUCUCAAAUAUUCCAGACGUUCCGAUUAAACGAAGGCGUAGCCUUAGCAUCAAUAGAAGGCCCGGCUUCUGCUUUAUCGUAUACUGGUCAAUCAGUAAUUACUGGUAUCUUUGCUGCAUCUCUAGGCGUCGUUAUUACAAGUCUGCCAGCUAAUUAUUGUUAUCGUUAUCAAUAUUUGAAGCAGUAAGUUUCUAAAAAAACUUGCAAAAUUUUUGUUUUUACCACUUCUGAAUACAAAAUUAACUACAACAUUUUAUCAAAUAACACUUGUAACUAACAUUGCAUAGUUAAAAAAAUUAUAAUAUAAAGUAUGACAAUUGAUAUAACACAUAUUUUAGCUCCACACCUCCCAAAAUUCAUCGCCUUUUGUUAUUAUACGUUAUAUCGUACCUAGUUGUUAUACCGGUCGGUUUCUUUACAGCAUAUUACUUUAACCAAAGCGGAUUAGCUCGUCCACACUUUAAUUACGGGUCUUUAUGGUACAACACUCAGCCUCUACCCACGCUGUUGGUGAUGGAUUUUGUAAGUCUUUGUUUUGUACAUUAAUAUAAAAACAAAAUACUAUAUUAUAGUAUUAGUUGAUACGAAAAAAUAAUUAGCUUAUCACUUACUCAAAGCAUAAGUAAUCGCGCAUCAGUUUUUGACUAUUAUGAUAUCUUUUUAGACUAAAAUAUUGUAACCCUUGCAAUUACAGUAAUAUAAUUGUACUUUACAGAGCAUAAUUGGCCCACGCCUUCACAUCGCUUAUUGUUUUGUUUGUUUUGGCGGCGCUUGUGUACUUGCAUUAGGAUUUGCACUAAAAACUUUAACGUACUACACAGAACACGAGAAGCUGCUAAACACACGAUCACUCAGACUACACUCACAGUUGUCAAAAGCUUUGCUGAUACAAGUAAGUGAACACGUAAAACAUACUAACAUGUCGCACAAUAGCUUAAAUUUCAAUAUCUCCCAAAUCCCCCACAAUUUCACACUGUAAUUUCGCAAAUACCGUACCAGUUACACCAUUAUAAAAUUAACUUACCAUAUUUUCAGUCUAGCCUCCCAAUGAUAGCAUCUAUGGGUCCAAGUGUAAUAAUCAUCGCAGCCAUCUUAUUCGGCUUGGACUGUGGAGUACUAACCAUACUCAUGUUCAAUAUUUAUGCCUUUGUGCCCAUUCUGAACCCAUUGUGCACAAUCUUUGUCAUCAAACCUUUUAGAAAAGAAGUUCUGAAACGAUUUACCAACAGAAUCCCACAAGAACCCAGCUUUCUUCAAUCAAAAACCAGGGUAUCCGACAAGAUACCAACAAUCUCAUCAAAACACGUCUACGGCCGCGCUUCUUCAAGUAUUUUGUCACGGAAGUCGACGUGA